GGAGGGGCCGGGACGCCGGCGCGUCGCUGCCGACGGUCUCCAGGCGGGAGCGAGGAAGAGGAGGAGGCGGAGGAGAGCUCCUCUGGCCCGUUGCACAGCCUGUGGGAAGAGGCAAGCUGGUGGCCUUCCCCUGCUCCAGCUGUAACCUUUUUGAAAGGACGUCACUUAACACAGCGCACAGCAGGCGAAUCAGGUACGCUCUGUGGGAGUCCGACAGAAAGCACUUCAGAAGCGGGAAGUUCACGAAUGUGUUCUGCUGAAGAAACAACCUAAUCCAGACUGCUCCGAAGCCCUUGAAAGAUGAGUGUUCUUCUCAUUGAAGCCUUUUAUGGUGGUUCUCACAAACAGCUGAUGGAUCUUCUCCAGGAAGAGCUACAAGAUGACUGUGUCCUCUGUACACUCCCUGCUAAGAAGUGGCAUUGGAAAGCACGGACUGCUGCUCUUUAUUUCAUGCAAACAGUGCCUACAAGUACUAACUACAGGAUCCUCUUUGCAAGCUCGGUGCUUAACCUGGCUGAACUCGUUGCCCUCCGCCCUGACCUUGGCAAAUUGAAAAAGGUCCUCUACUUCCAUGAGAACCAAUUGAUAUAUCCUGUCCAGAAAUGCCAGGAACGGGAUUUUCAGUAUGGAUACAACCAGAUUCUUUCAUGUUUGGUGGCUGAUAUGGUGGUGUUCAACUCUGCUUUUAAUAUGGAAUCGUUUCUUACAUCAAUCGGAAAAUUUAUGAAGCUGAUUCCUGACCACAGACCUAAGGAUUUGGAAAAAAUAAUCAGACCGAAGUGCCAAGUUCUUUAUUUUCCAGUCAGGUUUCCUGAUGUGAGCAGGUUCAUGCCACAACAUAAGCUUGCCCGUUUGGAAAAGAUAAUUGGUGUUAAAAGAAAUGGAGAUGCUUAUCCGUUGGAGGAUCUGCCCGGCCAAGAGAAGAGCAGAACUUUGGGAGGUUUAAUGAGAAACAGCAAAGCGCAUCGUGAAUCUGGCCUUUGUGAAGCCCAGCCUGGACUUCAUACCACACAGCGUGAGGAUCUGCCUUCCCCAUUAAGAGCACUGGCAAGAUUGAAUAAGUCUGAUGCAUCAGAAAGUACAAAUCCUUGUCAAGAAGAAGAAGAAGAUAAGCAACAUUUGACUUUUAACAUCAGUAAUAUCUUGAGCGGAGAGGACUAUCAGCAAAGACCUUUACACAUUGCCUGGCCUCACAGGUGGGAACAUGACAAAGAUCCUGAAACUUUCUUUAAAGUCCUGCUGAAACUGAAAGAGAAAGAUCUACCUUUUCAUGUGUCCGUCCUCGGAGAGGCUUUCACAGAAAUUCCAGAUAUAUUUUCAGAGGCCAAAAAAGCGUUGGGAUCUUCUGUCUUGCACUGGGGGUACUUACCCAGCAAAGAUGACUAUUUCCAAGCUCUGUGCAUGGCCGAUGUUGUCAUCUCGACAGCUAAACACGAAUUCUUUGGCGUAGCAAUGAUCGAAGCUGUAUAUUGUGGCUGUUAUCCGCUGUGUCCCAAAGCCUUGGUGUACCCAGAGAUAUUUCCAGCUGAAUAUCUGUAUUCUACACCUGAACAGCUUUUUAAAAGGCUUCAGAAUUUCUGCAAGAGACCAGAUAUUGUAAGGAAACAUCUCUAUAAGGGCGAGACGGCUGGGUUUUCUUGGGCAGCGCUCGGCGGUAAAUUCAGGUCUCUGCUCGCAGCAGAACCGAGAGAAGAUUUGUGACAGAUGGGGCUAAGUCACAAACUUGCAGCCUCAGGCAGAAUUGUGGAAGUUUCCAGAGUGUGCCCAUAUUUACCUGAUCAGAGAGAAAAGAAAAUCUGCAGAGGAAGCCGAGCCUGGCUGCUUGUCAUAGCUGACACAGAGCCAUCUGCCACAAACCUGUGGCGGCUUCAGAUCUCCAAUCCCUGCCACCACCCCAGCUCAAAUUAAAUACAGAUUCUUAGAGACGUUAUGAUGGUUACACAUGUCCUCGGCAUCACAUGCAGGAGACUGUUCAAAAAAAAUAUGUGGCCUGUUGUAUAACCGCACUCAUGUAUCCCAUAUGUGGUGCCACAUUGAAUUUCCGGUUGAAUCUGUUUUUAUCCUUUGUACUGGAUGACAUGGUGCCUGAAUUCUUUCUUUUCGCCGACACGAUGGCAGCCAAGCUGCAGCUUCAAACGCUCACACUUGGCUGAGUUUCUACCUAGGUUGCCAGGUUAUCAUUGGAGCCUUAUUGUGUCCUCAAAGGGCCACAGGGCCUGAAAGGAGGAUCCGAACGCUGCCGGACUAAUUGGGCAGCCAUCUCUGGGUUGUUUGGAGGCAAAGGGCUGCUUUAGCACUUUGCUUUUUUUCUUUUUUUUUUUUUCUUCCUCCUUUUUUUGCAAAUUAAUGACUCUCUGGCACAGGGGUUUUUAAGUGAAGGUAUUAAUAAGGGGUCUGGCAGGUAAUCCCAUGAUUCGCAGAGUUACAUUUGCAUUUAAUUAAUCUUAAAGAAAGCUGAAAGAUAAACAGCUGUAAUUCAAACUAGCAUGGGAAAUAUGCUACAUGGUGCCAUCUAUCCGAUAAAAUGAAAGCCGAGACACUUGUUUUAUUUCUCUCAAGGAUGGAGAACAAACAGAUAACGGUCAAAAUACUUCCAAUAAAAACCAGUAGUUUAAAUGUAACGGCAGUUCAUCAAGAAUCUUUGCAUCCAGUUACAGACACAGUCUUUUAAAGAUAAAUCACUUAUGAUUCCAGCAGUCAAGCUGCUAUAUUUGUUGAUGUAAAAUGUUUUGAAGAUGUAGAUUGUACAAUAAAUUUUUAAUAAAGUGCCCACUGCAAUUUUUAAUUAGCAUAUCUCAUUCAUGUAUAAGUGUGUACAUCUAUCUGUAUGUUUAUCACUAUGCAUAUCCUUGUGUCAGAGUCAAUGAAUGCAAUUGUGUCUUUAUCUGAUGAAGUAGAAUCUGUUUUGCAAGUGAUAAUAAAACGUUAUGACAAUUCCAAGAUUUUCAAAUCCGCUCUGGGAAGAAGGAAGAAGAGGACUCUCAGCAUUCUGACGUGAAGCCCAGUAAGACCUCUCUGCGGACAGGUAUGCGUUUAGAGUAGCUUCUCUCCCUGUCCUUGCCGGCUGUCACCCGGCACCAGACAUCAGCAUCUUCCCUUUGCCCAUCCACCAUCUACAGCAGGUGAACGGCACGGGCUGGUCCCCCUCCACACGUGUGGCUUUGUGCUUUCUGACACCAUCUGGAUGCUGAACUGUCCUUUUUCAGUGCGAGCGAGACCAUGUGGUACCUCUCUUUAAAGUUACUCCAUUGAGCGAUCAAAAAACCCAAGGGAGAUCCAACAGUAAGUGUUUAGAUAUUUUCCUAGCGCUGCAGAGAUAUAAUUUUGUGGUAAUCAUCUGUCUUCUGUGCUGGUUCCUCCUCAUUGCUGCUUGAUGAAAGGCCAGCUUGGGUCUAGGCAUUUAGGGUGGUUGAGUAGAAGUUGUCUUCUCAAGACAGUGCAUAGAUGCAGUAAUCAUAGUUGGAGGGUUAAGUAACAGGACUACUUUGCACUUCUUACCAGAGUGUAUCCUAAAUGCUCACUGAUGUUAUCACACCCUGCACUGACGAGAGAGUUUUUUGGGUUUGAUGAUGAGGAAACUGAGGCAUGACACAAUUAAAGCGAAUUGGUUCGAGUUUCACAGUGAGUUAUUCUCCAAACCAAUAAAAGGGAAAGAGGAGAUGCUGUGACAUUUUUCUAGGGCUUGAGGUGAACAGACUCAAUACACCGAAGCUCUGUGGUUUCAGUUGAAGGCUCCAACUGUCCUCUGUGCACACCAUGAUCAGACCCAUGACUGAAGGUCUCGCCCAUCUCCUUGGCGAGGUGGUGUUCUGCCUUGGAUUAUUCACUGAUCAGCUAUACUUUAUACGUACCCAGCUCAGUUUGGUAAAUGAGGCUUCAUCUUGAUGGAAAAAUUUCCCUCAGAGUUACAAAAAUAACAUUUUAUAAUAGAAACACUGUGAGAACUUUAAUUGCAGGGUAAUAAAUAGCAAUGCUGCAUUAUCUUCUGAUAUUUCUUUACAUUCUUAGCAAAGAUACACAGCUGCUCGAGAGCAAGGAUGAAAAUAUCCUUACCGCGUCUCCUAGGACCUUCAGGUUGGCCUCACGUUGGGGGCCACCCUGGCCUUCUUCGAGGUCCUCUGUCAAGAGGGUGACGUAGGACUUCCAGGUAGUUGGAGGCAAUAUUCCCCGAGGCCUGAGGCAGCCUUUCCCCACCUCUGCUCUAGACUGAAAGAACCUGAGGAGUUUUGCCUUGCAGAGUUUCUGAAGAGCAGACGAGACAGCCGCUCUGUGCUGCUUCAUUUAAAGCCUUCACUUCUAAAGGUCAGAGAGACAAAUUGGGAUCUCGGUCCCGUCGUUCCUACACACAUGAGUAAGCGGUGAAUGCAGAGGCCUAAUCUUAUGAGUAAAAUUACAGACUUAGCCCUUGACUUACUUUCAUAUUUAUUGAUGUUUCACCUGCAUUGACGCAGCAGCUGCAAGAGUUUUGAUACGAGUUUUGGUGCAGAUUUAAAGCCGAACGGGUGCUACCAACUCCUGCCAGUCUCACCAGGCAGCCCUCUCCUUGCCUCCUGCAUCACUAACAGCCCAGGCACCUAAUCCUACAAUCCUUUUGCCUUAGUAUUCGAGAUCACAGGAAACGCAGGUUUAUUCCACAUGAGAAUUGUCUUUUCCCCAUAUAAUAGAGAAGAGAAGAGAAGAG
Molecule: messenger RNA, 4681 nt
Organism: Cuculus canorus (common cuckoo)
Lineage: Eukaryota; Metazoa; Chordata; Aves; Cuculiformes; Cuculidae
Gene: QTMAN
Product: glycosyltransferase like domain containing 1
Exons: 11
Coding region: 301-1701 (466 amino acids)
Molecular function (GO): glycosyltransferase activity
Source: RefSeq, a predicted model, not a curated record